AUGUCAGCUUCUGAAACAGAUCACGUUGAUAAGAAACCUAAGGUUGAGAUUUCUGAAUCUCAACAGCAAGAAGAAAAACAAGAACAGCAGGAAAAUUUAUUCAAGCCGGUUGGGGAAGUUGCCGCUGAAACUGAAGAUGAACCUCAAGCAGUUGUUAAUCAAGGAUUGAGAAAGACCGGUGCAGAGGAUGCACAAGGCCAUGCGGUCCAGGAGAUUGAAUCUCUGUGUAUGAACUGUCAUAAACAGGGUGUCACGCGGUUAUUGUUGACAUCGAUUCCAUAUUUUAAGGAGAUAGUCUUGAUGUCAUUUCAAUGUCCACAUUGUGGAUUCAGAAACUCGGAAAUUCAAGAAGCUUCAGAAAUCCAAGAAAAAGGUGCAACAUAUAUCCUCAAGAUUGAGUGUGCCAAAGAUUUUGAAAGGCAAGUUGUCAAAUCCCACACUUGUACCAGUAAAUUUUUGGAAUUGGACUUUGAAAUCCCACCACAGAGAGGUCAGUUAACUUCACCUGAAGGUUUACUCAAUGAAACUGUUGAAAAUUUGAAACAGUCACAAGCAGAGAGAAAAGAAUCACAGCCAGAAGUAUACAAUAAAAUUGAAGAAUUUAUUUCCAAAGUUCAGAAAUGUCUGAAUUGUGAAGAAGGUUCAUUGCCAUUAACUUUGGUUUUGGAUGAUCCAGCAGGUAACUCUUGGAUUGAAUAUGUUCCUGGGGAGCCACAGCAUAAGUGGAGUUGUACGUGGUACCCAAGAUCUCCAGCACAGAAUGUGCAACUAGGUCUAAUUUCAGAGGAUGAAGUUGCACAGCGUGAAAGAGAAAUCAAUAAGGCAAAGGCAGCUGAAGCCAAAAAACUAGUCGAAUCCAAGAACAACGUUGAAGAUAACAAUCCAAGAUCUCAUAUAGUGGGUGGUGAUUCCGAGAUUGAGAACUUUGAAAAUGAGGUUGAAACCUUCCGUGCCACUUGUUCUGGUUGUUAUGCACCAUGUUAUACACAUAUGAAAUUGGUGAAUAUUCCUCAUUUCAAGGACGUUGUCAUCAUGUCGACAACUUGUGACCAUUGCGGUUACAAGUCUAAUGAGGUGAAAACUGGCGGUGAAAUCCCUCCGCACGGUACUAAAAUCACUCUAUACUGUGAUGACCCUGAAGAUCUAGCCCGUGAUAUCCUAAAAUCCGAGACUUGCGGUAUGCAAAUUCCGGAGCUCAAUCUUGAUUUGACACCUGGUACACUUGGUGGCAGAUUCACAACCAUUGAAGGUUUGUUACGUCAAGUUAAGGAUGAAUUACAUGCGAGAGUUUUCACCCAAACGUCAGACUCAAUGGCACCCGAUGUUAAGGCAAGAUGGAACACAUUUUUUGAUAACUUGGAUAAGGCAAUUGAUGGUAAAAUCAAGUUCACUGUCCACAUGACCGAUCCCCUAUCUUCUUCUUAUAUCCAGAAUGUUUAUGCCCCAGAUCCAGAUCCGAACAUGAAGAUCGAACAGUACGAAAGAACACAAGAGGAAAAUGAAGAGCUCGGGUUACUUGAUAUGAAGACAGAAAAUUACGACCAAGCUACUUGA
This is a messenger RNA of Pichia kudriavzevii, 1554 nucleotides long. RefSeq lists its product as uncharacterized. Gene Ontology annotation, cellular component: cytoplasm; nucleus. Bases 1 to 1554 code for a protein of 517 amino acids. Gene Ontology annotation, molecular function: zinc ion binding. The record is from RefSeq and is a predicted model, not a curated record. NCBI's taxonomy places the organism in Eukaryota, Fungi, Ascomycota, Pichiomycetes, Pichiales, Pichiaceae. The transcript has a single exon.